Molecule: messenger RNA, 2380 nt
Organism: Thalassophryne amazonica
Lineage: Eukaryota; Metazoa; Chordata; Actinopteri; Batrachoidiformes; Batrachoididae
Gene: dcp1a
Product: decapping mRNA 1A
Exons: 9
Coding region: 32-1543 (503 amino acids)
Biological process (GO): deadenylation-dependent decapping of nuclear-transcribed mRNA; positive regulation of catalytic activity; deadenylation-independent decapping of nuclear-transcribed mRNA
Cellular component (GO): P-body
Molecular function (GO): mRNA binding; enzyme activator activity
Source: RefSeq, a predicted model, not a curated record
CCCGUGCGGCAACAACAAUCACAGAUCGAAGAUGGAGAGCGCGAACGCUGGCCGCAAUAUGAGCUUAGCGGCUUUACAGAGACAAGAUCCGUACAUCAACAAGCUGCUCGAUGUGACCGGACAGGUGGCACUUUACAACUUCAACUCCGAAGCCAACGAGUGGGAGAAAACUGAAAUCGAGGGAACACUGUUCGUUUAUGCGAGGUCUGCCUCACCUCACCACGGCUUCACUAUUAUGAACCGACUGAGCACUGAGAACUUGGUGGAGCCAAUCAACAAAGAUCUAGAGUUCCAGCUGCAAGAUCCCUUUCUUCUCUACAGGAAUGGCAACUUGGGAAUCUACAGCAUCUGGUUCUAUGACAAGAGGGACUGUCAACGUAUCGCUCAGCUGAUGGUCAAGAUUGUAAAACAAGAAGCAGAUCAAGCCCGCAGAGACUCCCCACAGAGGGCAGAGCCAGGGAGGACCAACGGUGUUGCAGAACCUCGAUCGGUUGACAUCCUAGAAUUGCUCAGCAAAGCCAAGGAGGAAUACCAAAAAGCUCAGACAGGUGAAACAGAUGCGUCUGUUGCUGCAGACACGAAUGUGAAAGCCGCUGUCAGUGUGGCAGAGAACGCCCACAGCACAUCGCAACCUGGAAAGAGCUCUCAUACAAUUGUGAAGCAGAUUACCGUUGAGGAACUCUUUGGUUCCUCCCUCCCGAAGGACCCCUACCUACCCGGCAUGCCUCACCAGAAUAACUCUGGCAGUGACCCCACCGUGAUCUACCUCCCGAACCAAAAGUACCCUCCUCUGGCUCAUCAAAACACCCUCCUCUCUCCCAAUCUCACAGGCCCAGAUCCUGGGUCCAACCAGAGAUGCCAAACCCUUGGACUGCUAACAGGCCCUUAUACUCUACAACCCAGUCCUGUUUUGCACUCAGUGGGCCCCAGAUCAGACCCCCAUCCUCUCUGCUCAGUGUCCCCACUGAUGGUUCCUCCAACUCAGCCAGAGCCUGGUACCGCAGCGUCACCGGCUUCAAAGGCGUAUUUGGGGCAGGAGAUACUAAGCACACUCAAACCAGGGCUGCUGCCCGCUGUGAACCCAGACCUGCACAAGCCCAUCCUCACACCCAACCUGCUGCCGAGCACCUUAGUCCCACCCCAGAGUUUCCAAGAGCCUGUGGGGAAAAACUUUCUCCAGCAUGGAAAGGACGUGGACGUUUACUCGCAGGCCUCAAGCCUGAUCAGACCGAUGUCUGCUGUCGUCACAAGUGCAGGUCUUCCUGUUCCGGGUUCAGAGGUGUCCAUGCUCCUCUCCCCCAGCGCCUUUCAGCACCAUUCCAUUAAUAAGACAGCAGCAGUACUUCCUCCACCCUCCUCCGAGCCCUCCCCCUGCUCUAGCUCCUCCUCCUCCUCCACGGAUCCUCUGAAAGCACCUUGCAGCAAGACGCAGCUGCAGGAGGCUCUGAUACACCUCAUUAAGAAUGACCCAGACUUCCUCAGCACCAUCCAUGAUGUCUACCUGCAGACUCUGUCCAAGGACUUUGGCAGUAUGAAGCUAUAGCCGUACUUCAACCAUCACGUGUUGGCGGUACUGCGACCACAUGUGAGGUGACCAGGAGCACACACGUCAGGUUUCCGACACACUGAACACAGACACGUAACCGGGGUUUUAAGGAUCAGUGCAGUCCGGUCUUGCCUCCACCCCGCCUGGACCCUGAGGCUGCAGUGCUACUUUGUUAACUUGGAUUUUGUCUUCGAGUUUCACAGUUGAAUUACCGAGUAAGACAUGAAUGUCUAGUUAAGAUUUGGACAUGCAUCUUGAGAAGGACAUAAAGCAUUCCUUCUGUGGCUUUUUUUUUUUUUUUUUAUGGAACCUGCUGCUGGAAAACAGGACCACAGUGGAGGAUCAGUGACCUGAACUCACUCACAUUUGACCCUUUGGACAUGUGACUCGUUGGGAAUAGUAUCUGUUUUUCCUCAGCUCGCACUGCGAGGUACGAGAACUGAGGCGCUGCACUCGGACUACUUCUGAAGAAACGUUGACCUUCUGCUGCGUACCUCUGAUUUUCUUUGCAGGCAUAAAGUCUCCGUGGAGUUGCAGAAACAAACAGUUUUUAUGUUUUGUUUUUUUUGUUGUUUUUUUCUCACUGAAACUUUUUUUGGCUCGUGGUAACAUUGUUCAUGUCUUAGCCAAGAAAGCUAAAGGACUUCCACAUUUGUUCACUGAAGCACUUACGAGGCGCUCGUAACCCGUACGAAUGGAUUCCGCUCUGUUGCUUUUUAACUCCGACGGCUCUGAGCGUUCAGUAUUAAAGCGUUAUCACAAACUUUGUAGCUGAAGUGAAUGAAACUUGUCCCUUUCCUUCAGAAAUCUAUUAAAUCUGAAAGUGAUAACUCA